CUUUCAACUACCAUGAACAUCUUUCGUAGCUUGAUUGGAAAGGUUUGGCAUGACCCUAACGCGGCGGAAGUCGUGAAAAUAUCCACUGGUCAACUAUUUCUUCUUCGACCUGGCAAUAUCCGGUCAUCUCGAGAAUGCAUUUAUAAUGAUGCGAUGGCUACCAUUCGUCGAGUGCCUUCGUUUGAACACAACUUCCAGCUAGUUGUGACUCGAGUCUACGAGGAUGGAGACCAAGAACUUCUGGAAGACGAGGACGAAACCGAUGAAGAACGCGUGUUCCUCAUAAGCGAGGAGCUAGAGUUCCGUACCGGAGAGACUGAGGGAGAGCCAACAUUCGUCUGGAGAGACCUUCAAGGGGACGUCGACGAGUUUUAUGAGUUCGUGGCCUCUGGGACAAAUGGACCUACGCGCGCGUUCUUUGAGACGUGCAUGUAUCGUGCCAUGUAUGAGAGAAAGUAUAGGAUGAGCGCCGAUGCAACUCAAGAUACGGAUCUGGCCCAAUUCAUCUGGCAGCCACCCUCGCCUAAGGCCAAACGUAAGGGCUCGAGCAAGAAAAAAACGUCUUCCAAGGAUGAACAGUCUCUCACUCGCGAUCUGGAGUCGCUAUCCACCACUUCUACCUCAAAGGCUCCUGAAACAAUUGCUAGCCCCACGUCUACCCAAGCCUCACCUGACCCUGAUACAUCGUUCACGGAUGUAGCCGAUCAACCCGCUGAACUAUUUUAUUGGGAUCACGGAAACCAGUACUUUGUUCGACAAGGCGAUGUACACGCGAAGAUUGUGAAACGUGCUAGCGGGAAAUUCGACUAUUGGCUGACUGCGUCAGACGAGGCAGGGCAGGUGUUGGUUCACCGAAUAUCGUCAGACAUGAUGCAGCGUUGGUCGCCUCCCACUUGGUCGCUGACUUGGAACCAUAUGAGCGAGAGUGGAACGCAGAGCAGCUGGUGCCUCCGGUUCAGUUCCCACGACGCUUUUGAAGAAUUCCAGCUCGAAUUCACAAAGAGGCUUUGGGAGAGCUUGCAUCAAACGGCAUGGGAAAAAGCCAAGAGCGAUGAACGUGCUUACGUGCUGAGCGCGAAUGUGGAAGAUGUGGAGAUGAGUGAUGCUGUAGCCGAAGAAGAUGAAGAAGAGGCCGUUUUGGAAGAGCUAGAAGAGAAGAGUGACAGUGAAGAGGAGGAACAUGCAUCGGAGGACGAAGACCACAUGCCAGCUACAUUAGAAGGACGAAACUCUCAGCUGACGGUUGGCUACAAGGGUGAUCGAUCCUACGUCGUCCGUGGUAACAACAUUGGUGUCUUCCGUCAUACGAACGACAACGUGAAGUAUUAUGCCACAAUCAGCAAAGUUGCGGACAUGAAGGGCAAAGAAUUUUCUCCCAAGAAUGUCAUGUUACAUGACCAAGAUUCCAAGAUGGUCAUCAUGAAUCCUCGCAACCACAACUCUCUGUACAAUUUGGACAUAGAGCGCGGCAAGAUCGUGGAGGAAUGGAAAGUUCACGAUGACGUCCAGGUUAAUCACAUAGCACCUGAGAACAAGUUUGCCCAGACGACGCCAGAGCAAACUCUCAUCGGUGCCUCACACAAUGCUCUUUUCCGUAUAGAUCCUCGAAUCUCGGGUAACAAGAUGGUGGACAGCCAGUUCAAGCAGUACGUCUCGAAAAACAAGUUCUCCGGUGUCACCACCACUGCCUCUGGGAAGCUGGCGGUGGCGAGUGAGAAGGGUGAUAUUCGGUUGUUUGACUCAAUUGGCAAGAAUGCGAAGACGGCGCUGCAUCCUCUGGGUGACCCCAUCAUCGGCGUCGAUGUGACCGCAGAUGGCAGAUGGAUUGUCGCGACUACAAAGACCUAUUUGUUGUUGAUCGACACACUCAUUGGGCAAGGAAAAUACGCAGGGAGCUUAGGUUUCGAUAGGAGCUUCCCCGCUGACGCAAAGCCUCAGCCCAGGCGCCUGCAGUUACGGGCUGAGCAUGUUGCUUAUAUGAACCAUAACAUCUCGUUCUCUCCUGCUAGAUUCAAUGUGGGUCAAGAUCAGGAUGAGAAUUCCAUUGUGACGUCCACCGGUCAAUAUGUCAUUGCAUGGGACUUCGCUAAAGUCAAAAAAGGCCAAAUGGACAAGUAUGAAAUCAAGAAAUAUGAGGAUCUUGUCGUGCAAGACAACUUCAGAUUUGGCAAUGACAAGGAUAUCAUCGUUGCGCUCCAGAACGACGUCCUGUCAGUAAAUAAGAAAAGCUUGAAGCGUCCCACUCGCACAUCCCUUGCACCCGAAAGGAGGAGCUCACGUAGCCACUCCGGUAUAGUCAAUGCUCCGUUCUAGAAUCUUUGUGUACGAUACAUGUAUGGGACAAAGUCGGAUUGUGAGCGUGGUAUGGUGGUGCUUUUUGCUUGUUUUGCGUGUCGGCCUUGUGUUCUUGUUUGUUUACGUCCCCUGUAGCAGGUUUCGGAGCGUGGGUUGGUUGGAGAAUUAAUCGGGUGUACGAAUACGUCUGAUAUCCAUUAUUUACCGACUGCAUCUUGACG
Molecule: messenger RNA, 2516 nt
Organism: Heterobasidion irregulare TC 32-1
Lineage: Eukaryota; Fungi; Basidiomycota; Agaricomycetes; Russulales; Bondarzewiaceae
Exons: 12
Coding region: 13-2313 (766 amino acids)
Cellular component (GO): cytoplasm; nucleus
Source: RefSeq, a predicted model, not a curated record